Molecule: messenger RNA, 654 nt
Organism: Sinocyclocheilus grahami
Lineage: Eukaryota; Metazoa; Chordata; Actinopteri; Cypriniformes; Cyprinidae
Product: atlastin-2-like
Exons: 3
Coding region: 202-654 (150 amino acids)
Molecular function (GO): GTP binding; GTPase activity
Source: RefSeq, a predicted model, not a curated record
GAGGUGAGCUGAUUGGAUAUCAUGUAUCUGACGGUUACAGCACCCCCAUUUUCCUGUUUUCACACUAGAAGCGCAUUCUGGUGCAUGCUGGUCAGAAAGCUUUAAGACUGUUGUUCCGUCAGCUCAGAGCGCGCAGGGGGCGUGUCGCGGCGCUCGUGACGUCAGGCGCCCCGCGUGCGGUUAUUUUGAACGGGGGACAAGAUGGCGGAGGAGAGCAGCGUGAAGCACCGGGAUCUCACCGGACCGAGCUGCGCCGCCGGCCGCCGUCACGAAGGGGUUUGUGGGGAUGUCCGGCGUGAGAUGAGCUCCUCUGACCCGCUGCUGGAGGAGCUGGAGGCGUCCGGAGCCGUGCAGAUCGUCAUCUCGGACGAGCAGCAUCACCAGUUCUCUCUGGACGAGGAGGCGCUGGAGCAGAUCCUGCUGCAGGAGCGCGUGAGGGAUCUCCAUGUGGUGGUGGUGUCUGUAGCUGGAGCCUUCCGCAAGGGCAAGUCCUUCCUGCUGGACUUCAUGCUCAGAUACAUGUACAGCCAGGUCAGGAUCACCGCUCAGACAAACACCACACGGCUGCGUUUAAUUCAUCAAAAAUACAGCUUCUUCCCUGGCCACUGCCUGCAGCAGUACACUGAUCUUUUUCUGUUUUUCCUCAUUAUCUAG